GGAGGACUUGUGGCACCUUAGAGACUAACCAAUUUAUUUGAGCAUAAGCUUUCGUGAGCUACAGCUCACUUCAUGGGAUGCUAACAGGCAGCAUUUCUCUCUGCCACCUCCCAUUUUCCAAAGGGAGACUUCUGGGCAUUUCUGGCGUAGGUCAUGUUAAUAAAGCUGCACCCACAGCACUGAUUGGGUUGCUGCUGUAUAGUGCUCUCCUGCGACGCAGCUUUGAGGUGCACACCUAGAGCAUGCAGUGCUAUGCAGGGCUUUGAUAAUGGGGAUUUGGAGACUUCUGCCUCCAUAAAGGUAAAAAUCUAGCCCAUGUCAAUAGUAAUCAAAAGUCACCAUGAUCUGUGGGCUGUUUGGUGACCUGUGUGAAAUGAGUUUGUUGCUCUUGAUCUAUCUCCUAGUAUAUAAGUGUCCACAUCACACUCGGUCCUGUUGUUGGCAUCCUUAGCAGAGAGAUCAGGGCUACAGGUUGCAGCAGUUUGCAUCUUCAGUGACUCUUUUGGGGAGAAGUUUUUGGGUGCUGAGAGACAUUCAGGCUGCAGCUCCCUGGAAUUGCCAACCAUGGGUUGAAUAGCUUUGCCUACUGCCAAGCCAGACAACUGGGUGGUGUUGUUUUCUUCUCUUCUAGGUUCUGGCAAGAUGGAUGCAAAGAAUUUGAAUUCUGGUCCCAUCUCUGUACUUAUUACUGAGUCACAGUUUGCCCAGCGGUUCAGGGGGUAUUUGGAGAGAGCGGGAAUUCUGGAUGUCUGCCAUCGUGUGCAAAAGCUCCUGGAUGGCACAGUGGCAUUGCCUGUGCUGGGAGAGAAACUCACUGAGCAGCACCUGCAGGAGCUGCGGGAGAGCCUGCCCCCUAAGACGACAUGCACACUGACGUGCAUCCAGAACCCCCUUCCCUCGAAGGCAGCACGAGUACAGUCGCCUGCCCGGAAGCUGUGCAGGGAACUGCAGCGUUUAGUGUCAGACUCUGGGGGCAGGUGGUCAGAUGAGUUGGAGGACGAUCUCCCUCGUUCCUGGCAGCGGCAUGGAGACCUCAUCCUCCUGAGCGAGGACAGCUUCAGGGCUGCGUUGUGGAAGGAACUAGGUAAGAGGAACCUGUGGCUCUGUCUUCCAAGAUGCACUGAACCAGCCUCCUCUAAUCCACCUGCUUGGGGCUCUCUUCCAGGACUGGAGCUCUGGGAAACAGUUGCUUCUGCUCUGGGUGCCCGACGCAUAGCCAAACAAGGGCGAAUAUCACCGGAUGGGAUACGAUCCCCGACAGUGACCCUGUUGCUGGGGCAGGAUGGCUGGGUGGAGCAUGUGGACAAUGGAAUCAGAUACACGUUUGAUGUGACCAGGUGCAUGUACUCUCCUGGAAACAUCACAGAGAAGUUGCGGGUGGCGUCGCUGCCAUGUGCCGGGGAAGUGCUAGUGGAUCUCUAUGCAGGGAUUGGCUAUUUCACAUUGCCGUACCUGGUUCACGCCGGUGCUGCCUUUGUCCAUGCCUGUGAGUGGAAUCCCCAUGCUGUGGAGGCCCUGAGAAAGAACCUGGAGCUGAAUGACGUGCAGGAUCGGUGUCAGAUCCACCAAGGGGAUAACAGGCAGCUAGAGCUGCAGGACGUGGCCAACAGGGUGAAUCUGGGGCUGCUCCCCAGCUCAGAGGAGAGCUGGCCUAUCGCCUGCCAGCUUUUGCGGAAGGGCACAGGGGGCAUUCUCCACAUCCACCAGAACGUGGAGUCCUUCCCAGCGAAGGCUCAUUUGCACAGUGGCCACUUGGAGGAGCAGCAGCUGCAGCAAUGUCCAGAGCAAGCUGUAUCCAACAGGCAGGAGGACAGAAUGGGUCAAAGGAACUGCAGGAGCCCAAAGGAUGCUGACAUCAUGGAUUCUGGGAGGGAGACCCAGGCAGCUGCGAUCAGGGCCGAGUGGCAGAGGUGGGCAGAGACCACGGGAGCGCGGAUCAGGGUUCUGCUUCAGCAGCUGCGUGGGAAGCCUUGGAGGACAAACAUUCUGCACAUUGAGCCAGUGAAAUCCUACGCACCCCAUGUGUAUCACAUAGUCCUGGAUCUGGAGUGCCGCCCCCUCUCUUAGUUCACAGGGAGAGUGGAGUGCAUCCUUGAGAUUCCCCAGGAAUGUCGCCCUCUUUGGUAGCAAACACUCACGGGGAGCUCAGGGCCCAAGCCUGAGAAGUGCACAAAGCCUACAGAGAGUUGAGUGCUCCCAGCUGGCACCCUGUGAACUGGUUCAGUCUGACACUGGUCUUUGCCUUCUGCUCUCCUGGAACCCAUCUUCUCUCCAGACUGGCAUGUAACAACUUGACCUGACCAUGAUGGUGCUCCCUGCAGCUGGUGCAUUCCCUACUCCUUGUGAUCUUCACUCUAUUUCCAUUUCCUGUAACUAGGUAAAACAUUUGUUGUAAGUUUUAUCUGCAUGGGUCAUGUCUCGCUGUUUUUCCCAGCGGGAUGGCAGAGUUCUCCAGCACUCAGCUCCAAACUCUGUUCUCACUACUGAUGCCAGCAAGAGACCUGGGCAUAUAAACUUAGCAGAAUGUCUGAGUUCAGAUUCACCAGUUGAGCCAGAGAGCAUCUCAGUCCUGCACAGAGACUGCCACUGGUGCCAGGCUGUGGGAAAAUUGUGGCUCUGUGAUCACUAGGGCCUAGGCUGAGCCUUUGUGAUCUAAUCAGAAAACGCUGAGUGCUUUGCUUGUGGUAUUCAUUUGUUGUGGACAUGUGAAGAGCUCCAGGACAUAGUGCAGUCCCUGUGAGCUGACCUUGCUCCCUCUACUGCUGUCCUGGUCUAUUCCUAAUUACCGCACUACAAUCCUGAUCUUGCAGUGAGCCCCUGUACAGGCAGGGCUGUACAGGCUGAUGUAAGUGGGGCUCUGUGUGGAGCCAUUUAUGGGAUCGGGCCCUAUGUACUUUAUCACAACAGAUAUGAACUUUCCCGUUUCUUAGCAUCUAAGGGGGCUUGUUCAUGCUUUUGUUCCAAGCCUGGAUCUGAAGUUGCUAUGAUGUUUGCCCACACGUUUCAGGAAGCCCAGGCAAGCAGAUCCUCUGCUGCUACUUGGGAUUUUUGGCCUGUCUCUGUUUAAAAUAGUGAGAAAUGAAUGAAUGUAGUGCUCCUGAAAGGUGCCAAACUGAGAUCCCUGGAGACCAGAGCCUCUCCCCACAGAACAGGUACAGAGUCAGUGCAAGAUUUCCCCACCCAGCAAUUCUGCCUCACUCCUGCUCUGGAUAGAACAUAGGAACUGCCAAACUGGGUCACGCCAGAGGUGUAUUGUAGUCUCCCAUCUCUAACAGUAACCAGUACAAGCUGCUUCGGAGGAGGGUGCAAGAAACCCUGCAGAAAGCAGUUAUGAAAUAUCCUGCCCACAAUAAUAAUUUCUUCCUAAUCCCUGUUUGUUAGAGGCUGGUUUGUGCCCUGAAGCAGGAGGUCUUAAAUCCCUUCCAAACCUCUGCAUUAUUUGUAACCCUCACCAUUCUAACUUGUGAUGCCAAUCCUUGCUGAGGUCAGUGAGAUCUUGUGGCGGUGAGUUCCACAGAUGAAUUGUGUACUGUGUGGAAAAAGUAUUUCCUUUUAUCAAUUUUUAAUUCACCACCUUUUGCUUUCAUUUUGUGUCCCCUUGUUCUUCUACAGUGAGAGAGGGUGAAGAAAAGCUCCUGAACUGCCUUCUCAAUACCAUUCAUUGCCACCUCCUCUCCAGUGA
Dermochelys coriacea (leatherback sea turtle) is the source of this 3682-nucleotide messenger RNA. RefSeq names its product tRNA methyltransferase 12 homolog (gene TYW2). The record is from RefSeq and is a predicted model, not a curated record. The coding region runs from base 643 to 2067 and encodes 474 amino acids. Gene Ontology annotation, molecular function: tRNA methyltransferase activity. Gene Ontology annotation, biological process: tRNA methylation. NCBI's taxonomy places the organism in Eukaryota, Metazoa, Chordata, Testudines, Dermochelyidae. The transcript has 6 exons. Gene Ontology annotation, cellular component: cytoplasm.